Molecule: messenger RNA, 4118 nt
Organism: Drosophila eugracilis
Lineage: Eukaryota; Metazoa; Arthropoda; Insecta; Diptera; Drosophilidae
Product: cuticle collagen 1
Exons: 11
Coding region: 149-3520 (1123 amino acids)
Cellular component (GO): chitin-based extracellular matrix
Molecular function (GO): structural constituent of chitin-based larval cuticle
Source: RefSeq, a predicted model, not a curated record
UCCACAUCGGUCACCACGGUAUGAGCUCUAGUUUAGGCUCCUAAAAAUUGGAAAAGGGAUAACUGAGUUUAUUCCGUUGUUAAAUUCUAAAUACCUAAAUAUUUACUGGCGUUUCUUGUGUCAAAUAAACCAUAAAAUUCAUUGCAAAAUGACGCGUGCAGCUCUUUGCAUGGCCGUCGCUUGCAUCUUUGUGCAAUGCGUCUACUCUGCAAAGUUCGACGAGCAGAACCGUCGUCUUAUUCUCGACAUUAACGACCAAAAGACAACGAACCGUCAAUACUAUUCGUCAAACGUUGACACAAAUGCCUAUCGGUAUGGCUACGAUGUCGGCAAGACCGGCAACUUUCAUCACGAGACCCGUGGUCCCGAUGGAGUUACCUAUGGCUGCUAUGGCCUCAUCGAUCCCUACCAUCUGCUCCGGGCAACACACUACGUGGCCGAUGCCCACGGUUACCGCACCGUAGAGCCAGAGAAGCCAGUGGAGACUUUCCCGCCACAUCUGUAUAACGAGACUGACGGCGGUCCCUCACAGCCGGGUAUUCUGCUGCAGUGGGAAGAACUGUAUUUCCCCAUUGGAUGUGGAAAGUUUGCGAAUGGCGCCCAACACGGUGUUCCAUUCUUCCUCGAAGAUUUCAAGAACAAGGGCGGUAGCAACGAUGCGAUACCAUCGUUCUCAGCUAACACAAUUGUGAUCAAGGGCUCCGACCAGAAGAGUCUGCCCAUCCACAAGCCCCUCGGGCCAUUGGUGCCCCAGGGCACGGGAAUCUUUGGCACGGAUAAGGGUCAUUCGGAUCUCAGCCAUCCCGGCGAUCAGGCGCCGUCGUUCCAUUCGGUGAACACCCUGCUACCGGGCAGCAAUAAUGAUGGCCAGUACGUGCCGGACAAUAAUCCCUAUGUACAUGUGAUUGGACCCAAUGGUGGUAACGGAGGCAGCGGCUCUGGAGGCGGUUUCGGUGGAAACGGCGGAUUCGGAGGCGUUGGCGGUUUCGGACCCAAUGGACCGGGUGGUCCUAAUGGACCAAAGGGACCAAAUGGACCUCCGGGACCACCGGGACCACCUGGCGGCUUGGGUCCGGUCGGCGCGGGAGGAGGAGCCUCAGGAAAACCGGUCUACAAGGACGGCGAUCGCACUGGCCUGGGCAGCGGUUCCGGAAUCGGUUCUGGUGAUCGCAUUAGCACCGGUAACGGUGGCGGUGUUGGUUCCGGCGAUCGUUACAUCACCGGAAACGGUGGUGGAGUUGGCGCCGGUGAUCGUUACACCACCGGAAACGGUGGUGGAGUCGGCGCUGGCGAUCGUUACACCACCGGAAACGGCGGUGGAGUUGGCGCCGGCGGUCGUUAUACCACCGGAAACGGUGGAGCCGUCGGUGGCGAUCGUACGGGAGCCGGCAGCGGUUACGGAAUCGAUGCCAGUGGCCAGUAUCGCCCGGACAAUGAGGGAACCUACACGAGCACCUACACGCAGACUGAGACCGGUUUUCCUGGGGCCAUUCCAUAUCAUCCAGAUAACGGUAAAUAUAACGAUAACAGCGGACGCUAUAACGGUAUUAACGAUGGUCGGUAUUAUCACGAUGAUUCGGGCAAAUAUGUUCACGUUGAAGGCCCCACUGGACCACCGGCACCCCCAUAUGUCCAUGUUGUUGGACCCGAAGGCGGAUACGGCGGUAACGGCGGCAACGGCGGCAAGGGAGACGGCGGCGGCGUAGGCCCCGGCGGCCCAGGCGGACCUAAAGGACCCGGCGGCCCCAAGGGACCCAACGGACCUCCCGGACCUCCCGGCCCACCCGGACCACCUGGACCUCCCGGACCUAAGGGACCAACCAAGCCUGGACCAUUCGGACCCCCGGGACCUCCCGGCCCACCCGGACCCACUCGUCCUGGACCUUAUGGACCUCCCGGACCACCCGGCCCACCCGGCCCAACUCGUCCCGGCCCACCAGGACCUGCUCCCAACGAUCCCCGUUACUCGGACAAGGAAACUCCCGGCUAUCUGCCACCAAACCAACCGGGUAAAAUCUCCAAGCCACCACCACCUCCAUCCUACUCACAAACCAUUGAAAUUGAACCACCAAAAACAGUUUUUAAGCCGAAUUACGAACACAAUAAUGAUUAUGCUAUUAAGAAAGUACCCGUAACGACAAAGCCACCACUAACCUAUAUUCCUCCUUCUUUCCCAAUCACUCCAAAACCCUAUGUUCCCGUUCCCGUUCCUGCUCCUCAACCUCCGCCAUCCCAAAAAAUAACGACGACGAUCGUACAGCCAAAGGUCCCGGCUAUCACUAUUGAGAAGGAUAAGCCACAUAAGAGCGUUACUUCACCGCCAGUGACAACGGGUAAUAUAGAAAACCAUACGUACUUGCCACCACCACCACCGACUCCCAAAUACGUGACCAAGACUCCGACUCCGAUUCCGACUCCAAAACCUACUCCGAAACCUACUCCAAAACCGACUCCUAUUCCGAUUUAUUACGAACCCUCGACACCACGACCUUUCGAAAAGGUGGUUGUGACCUCACCACCACAAAUCCAGUACCAUACACCACAGGUUCCCAAUGUGGUUAUUCCCAAACAACCCGUGACAGUACCGUACAAACCUGUGACACGACCUCCUCCAGUUUACGUUGAACCCAAAGUAACGCCACGUCCCUCUCCCCCAUUACAUGUGCCAUCGAUCAGCGAUCAGUCCUGUGUUUGUAACGCCGAUAAGACACACUCAUCGAAAAGCACCCUUACCUCAACCACAACCACAACCACCACGAACUCCUAUCCCAAUCCCGCCUCCGUUGACUUUAACAAACAAUUUUCCGGGUUCAAUGGACAAGCAAACUUUGGCAGCAUAAUAAACGCCAUGUCACUGACCCAAUUGCCAGUGAUACCUCAGGCACCCGGACAGCCGGCCUUCUAUCCGCCGGACAAGAUCCCCAAGGGAGCUGUUAUCGCUUUAAUGCCCGUGGUGAUCCUGCCGCAGGAGUACUAUUCCAACUGUGAGGAGAACUCAAUUAAUCAACACUCGAACAUCGAUCCCUUCCCGCUGGGCGUUCAGCCUGGUUCAUCAUUUAGCCUUCAUUCGGUGCUGACGGGUUCGGCACCCAAGGAUCAGUGCAUGUGCCCAUGCUCAUGCACCCAGAAUCUGCCGGGAAGAUUACACAAGAAACGCGAAGCCACCGAUGCUGAGGCUCCAGUGGAGGCCAAGGCAGCCGAACCCGUUGCCGCUGCCUCUGAAGAGGUGAAAGUUAAGGCUGAACCCGUAGCCGCCGCUUCCGAAGAGGUGAAAGUUGUGGUUGAACCCAUUCCAGCCGCCUCUGAGGAGACCAAGGUUAAGGUUGAACCUGUAGCCGCAGCCCCCGUAGAGGUUAAAGCCGAGGUUGAGCCCAAGCCCGCAGCAUCUGAAGAGGUUAAGGUACAGGCUGAACCCGUUCCAGCAGCCUCCGAAGAAGUCAAGGUAAAGGCUGAACCCGAAGCAGAGAAAACUUUGGCUGACUCAAAACCAGAAAUAAAGGCUACUAGCGAGACGAACUAAGACAAGGACAAGAGAGGACAACCCAAUACCCAAUCCCAGAUCCCGCUUAAAUCCCAUCCUAACCUCGAUCCUACCUCUUCCCAACAAGAAAAAAAACUAAACCUAGUCUAAGUGUUUUUAGUGUCUGCCAGGCAGGGCCAAGCCAACCAGCAUUUAAGAAGGGCAAAUCGAAUGGAGAGCCCAGCUAAUGUGUUCGCAUUCUUGUGUUAUAUUUCGAAAUCGAUGAUAUUGUUUUUAAACUCCUUUGGUAAAAAUGCACUCCAGACCGCCUGUCCACGAUGAGUUUCGGAGCUCUCUUAUGUAAUAUCUCCUUUAAAAACUAUUUGUAAUCUAAAUGUUUCCUUUGAGAGAGCACUGCAAAUUGGCAAGAAAGAAAAAUGAGAUGAGAAAAUUGUUUUGUGACAUGUUGUUUAUUAUGCAUUUGUGUAUUGCUUUUUAUUUUUUUAUGAUUUUAUUCAGUUUUAUUUCUUUAUGAUUUUUUAUCAACUUUAGUUCUUAGUUUAUUUAAUGUCUACUCUAAUAAUGAUUGAGACGGAAUAAUGAAUUGUUAUGUCAAAAGAGAAAUAUUGAAAUUAAAUAAAAAUUAAGAAAAAAUGCA